AUGGCGACCGAACUACCUAGCCAACCCAACCGAAAUGAGGAGUACCGAGCUUUAUACGGAAAAUAUCUUGAACACUGCAACGCGCACAACUUCGAAGGCAUGAGAUCAUUCUACAAGAACCCUCUCAACGUUGACGGCAAACCACUGGCUCCUGAUACAGUGACAGCCCAAUUCGAGCCUCUGAUAGCAGCAUUUCCCGAUUGGCAGUGGCACUUAAAACACUUCGUCAUCCAGGGUGACUACCUUUCCCUUCACUUCAAAAUUACCGGCACGCACAAGGGUGGCUUUCGAGGAUACGAGCCCACCGGGCGUAAAAUUGAGAUCACCGAGUUUACCCUGUACCAUGUAGUUGAUGGAAUGUUCGCCGAGGUCUGGGAUCUGAUGGAUUUCGAUUCCUUGAUAGAGCAGAUCAAGUGA
This is a messenger RNA of Fusarium sp. VM40, 417 nucleotides long. Lineage: Eukaryota; Fungi; Ascomycota; Sordariomycetes; Hypocreales; Nectriaceae. The record is from the annotation of a GenBank genome assembly.